AUGGCUCCAAAAAAGGGAAAGGGAGAGGAUGCAGGAAAGACGCCACUGAUUGGAAGGUUUGGCACCUCAUUGAAAAUAGGAGUCGUCGGCCUGCCCAAUGUCGGGAAGUCAACCUUUUUCAACGUGUUGACAAAGAGUCAGGCUGCGGCUGAAAAUUUCCCCUUCUGCACCAUUGACCCAAAUGAAAGCAGAGUGCCCAUUCCAGAUGAACGCUAUGAUUUCCUCUGCCAAUUCCACAAACCUCCCAGCAAAAUCCCAGCAUUCCUUAAUGUUGUUGACAUUGCUGGCCUGGUGAAAGGUGCUCAUGCUGGCCAAGGCCUGGGAAAUGCCUUCCUGUCACAUAUCAGUGCCUGUGACAGCAUCUUCCACAUGACACGUGCUUUUGAGGAUGAGGAUAUCAUCCAUGUUGAGGGGACAGUGGACCCAGUGAGGGAUAUGGAGAUCAUUCACGAGGAGCUGAGGCUGAAGGAUGAGGAGAUGAUCGGCCCUAUUAUUGACAAGCUGGAGAAGACGGCCAUUAGAGGCGGUGACAAGAAACUCAAACCAGAAUUCGACGUUAUGCGCAAAAUCAAGAGCUGGGUAAUGGAUGAAAAGGAACAUGUCCGCUACUAUCGCGAUUGGAACGACAAGGAGAUCGAAGUGUUGAACAAAUACUUGUUUUUGACAUCCAAACCAAUGAUUUACCUCGUUAACCUCUCUGAGAAAGACUACAUCAGGAAAAAGAACAAAUGGUUGGUGAAAAUCAAAGAGUGGGUGGACAGUCAUGACCCCGGAGCCUUGGUCAUCCCCUUCAGCGGCAGCCUGGAGAGCCGGCUACAGGACAUGAGUGAAGAAGAGAGGCAGAAGCACUGCAAGGAGCACAAGACGCAGAGUUCCCUGAGCAGGAUCAUCAAGGCAGGCUACGCAGCCCUGUUGCUGGAGUACUUCUUCACUGCUGGACCUGAUGAGGUCCGUGCAUGGACCAUUCGGAAAGGAACUAAGGCUCCACAGGCUGCAGGGAAGAUCCACACAGACUUUGAGAAGGGCUUCAUUAUGGCAGAAGUAAUGAAAUUCCAGGAUUUUAAAGAGGAAGGCAGUGAGAACGCUGUCAAGGCAGCCGGGAAAUACAGACAACAGGGCCGAAACUAUGUUGUUGAAGAUGGAGACAUCAUCUUUUUCAAGUUUAACGCCCCAAAUGCACCAAAGAAAAAGUGA
Anoplopoma fimbria (sablefish) is the source of this 1194-nucleotide messenger RNA. Its product is annotated as obg-like ATPase 1. Bases 1 to 1194 code for a protein of 397 amino acids. Gene Ontology annotation, molecular function: ATP binding; ATP hydrolysis activity; GTP binding. Gene Ontology annotation, cellular component: cytoplasm. NCBI's taxonomy places the organism in Eukaryota, Metazoa, Chordata, Actinopteri, Perciformes, Anoplopomatidae. The transcript is spliced from 11 exons. The record is from RefSeq and is a predicted model, not a curated record.